Molecule: messenger RNA, 2755 nt
Organism: Nomascus leucogenys (northern white-cheeked gibbon)
Lineage: Eukaryota; Metazoa; Chordata; Mammalia; Primates; Hylobatidae
Gene: MRPS27
Product: mitochondrial ribosomal protein S27
Exons: 11
Coding region: 234-1376 (380 amino acids)
Cellular component (GO): mitochondrion
Molecular function (GO): protein binding
Source: RefSeq, a predicted model, not a curated record
GAUUCGUCCAAUUCUGGGCGCCCCGAGAGGUCGAGCUGUAACCCCGCCCCUUCCUCUGUCCUUAACCCGUUGGCUCUUCCUUUUGGUACGCUCCAAGAUGGCUGCCUCCAUAGUGCGGCGCGGGAUGCUCCUGGCGCGGUAAAAGAUACCUGCUUUCUGCAGCCUAUGUAGACAGCCACAAAUGGGAAGCAAGAGAAAAAGAACAUUAUUGUCUUGCUGAUCUUGCAUCUUUAAUGGAUAAAACAUUUGAGAGAAAGUUGCCUGUUAGUUCUUUAACAAUAUCACGGCUUAUAGACAACAUUUCCUCUCGGGAAGAGAUAGAUCAUGCAGAGUAUUACCUUUACAAAUUUCGACACAGCCCCAACUGCUGGUACCUAAGAAACUGGACUAUCCACACCUGGAUUAGGCAGUGUCUAAAAUAUGAUGCACAAGACAAAGCCUUAUAUACCCUUGUAAAUAAGGUUCAAUAUGGAAUUUUUCCAGAUAACUUUACAUUCAAUUUACUGAUGGAUUCUUUCAUAAAGAAAGAAAAUUACAAAGAUGCUUUAUCUGUGGUUUUUGAGGUCAUGAUGCAAGAAGCCUUUGAAGUGCCUUCCACCCAACUUCUCUCCCUCUAUGUUUUAUUUCAUUGUCUGGCAAAGAAGACAGACUUCAAUUGGGAAGAGGAGAAGAACUUUGGUGCAUCCCUAUUGCUUCCAGGCCUAAAACAAAAGAAUUCAGUGGGUUUCAGUUCCCAGUUGUAUGGCUAUGCACUACUUGGGAAGGUGGAGUUGCAGCAAGGGCUAUGGGCUGUGUACCACAACAUGCCUCUGAUAUGGAAACCAGGCUACCUUGACAGAGCCCUUCAAGUGAUGGAGAAAGUGGCUGCCUCGCCAGAAGACAUAAAGCUGUGUAGAGAAGCGCCUUUCUUCACCAUGUGCUUUUGGGCCAUAAAACAUUUAGUUGCUGACCCUCUUUCUGCUCCACAGCUCGAUGUGCUGGAUGCAGUGCUGAAGGCUCUGACUUCGGCUGAUGGGGCUUCAGAGGAGCAGUCCCAAAAUGAUGAAGACAACCAGGGGUCAGAAAAACUGGUGGAGCAGUUAGACAUCGAGGAAACAGAGCAGUCCAAGCUUCCUCAAUACCUGGAACGAUUUAAGGCCUUACAUUCUAAGCUUCAGGCUCUGGGCAAAAUUGAGUCAGAAAGUCUUUUAAGUCUGACCACCCAGCUUGUCAAGGAAAAUCUCUCCACCUGUGAAGCAGAGGACAUCGCCACCUAUGAGCAGAAUCUGCAGCAGUGGCAUCUAGACCGUGUACAGUUGAUCCAGAGAGAACAGCAGCAGAGGGAGCAAGCGAAGCAGGAGUACCAGGCUCAGAAAGCAGCAAAGGCAUCUGCCUAAUAGGGUCCCCCAGGGCCCCACCUCUCUCACAAGAACUUCACUCAACCCCAUGCCAGGACUCAGCAGUGGCCUGGACAACAGCCUCAGCUUGCUCUACCCAUCUUCUUUUCUUAAAGCAGGCUUUGUGCCCUACAUGGCAAGGCACCAUGACUGCCCAUCGAGAUCCCAAGAAGGGCUGUGGAACUAUGCAGGUGGCUAGUGGUCAGACUGAAGUCACCAGCUGAAUACCUUAAGGAGGACCUUGAGGCUCAUGAUGGAGUUCUUGGGGCACAGGGAUUAGUUAUGAGCAUUAAAGUUCCUAAGACCCAAUGACGGUACUGGGAGAAACCAAGGCUGAAGAGUCAGGUUGAAGCACAGGCUUUUGUUUUUUGUUGUUUUUGUUUUUUGAGACAGAGUCUCAUUCUGUCACCCAGGCUGGAGUGCAGUGGCGCGAUCUCGGCUCACUGCAACUUCUGACUCCCAGGUUCAAGCAAUUCUCCUGCCUCAGCCUCCCGAGUAGGUGGGAUUACAGGUGCGUACCACCACACCUGGUUAAUUUUUGUAUUUUUAGUAGAGACGGGGUUUCACCAUGUCAGUCAGGCUGGUCUCAACCUCUUGACCUCAAGUGAUCUGCCCGCCUCAGCCUCCCAAAGUGCUGGGAUGAUAGGCGUGAGCCACCGCGCCUGGCCAAGCACAGGCUUUUGAAUGGUCUCCCUCUCCCCAGCCCAGGUACAUGAGGCCAAGGUGAACUGUGCAUCCUGAGACCUUGUGUCCCUGAGUCUCCUCUCUGAGUGCAAGCUGCACUGUGAGCUCGCUGUGGGAUACUCACACAUUCCCACAUUCUCCUUUCUGCCACAUCUCGCCCUUCUGGACCUGCACUGGGAGAAAUUCAGGACAGGAGUGAACUCAAGGCCAUGCACUCACUGGAUUUCCAUUUUUAGGCACCCAUAGGGACAUUUUUAGGAUGUAAGUUUUUGAGGAGAAAGCUAGUUCUAGCAUGAAGCCUUUUGGAUUGGCUACUCCAUCGUGUUGGGGUAACAUUUUUUUUCCAAUUUUUUUUUUCCAAAACAUCGUCUCAGCUCAUUUAUCAAGUAGUUAAAAUGAGCCUUUUUUGCAUACACAGAGGCACACAUGCGCGCGCACACAACUUGUGAACACACAUUUCUGUUGAAGUUAGAAAAGGAGAAAUGGGUUGGGGCUUGAAGUGCAUCAGAGGUAUGAAUGUUGUAAAACUGUCAGGAGAUGGAAAAUUCCUUUCUGAAGUUUCUCUUCUGUGAAAGGGGUCAGGGCAGAUUUUGCUUACUAUGUAGUGUUGCCCUUAAGUACAGUGGUGUAAUUUUAUUCAAGAUUGUGCUCUUCUGUCAAAAACCUCUGGAAAUAAAUGUUCUGGGAUCAUGUUA